Oncorhynchus tshawytscha (Chinook salmon) is the source of this 3901-nucleotide messenger RNA. Its product is annotated as endothelin-converting enzyme-like 1. The transcript is spliced from 18 exons. NCBI's taxonomy places the organism in Eukaryota, Metazoa, Chordata, Actinopteri, Salmoniformes, Salmonidae. Gene Ontology annotation, cellular component: plasma membrane. The record is from RefSeq and is a predicted model, not a curated record. The coding region runs from base 520 to 2922 and encodes 800 amino acids. Gene Ontology annotation, biological process: protein processing. Gene Ontology annotation, molecular function: metalloendopeptidase activity.
UGGGGGGUCAGCUGCUGCAGCGGAGCAGCAGUGAGUGGCUUGUUCCAGCGUCUAGCCCUCUGACCAGCUGCCGUAUGUACAUGCAUGGACAGGACACGAUCAGAACUACUGUCGCAGACCAGACUUACAUCUAAAGCGCAUGGACAGACUCUGAACACUGACUUCGUGCCGACAGGCUGAGGCUCCACUGGGUGAAAAGGAAGAGAGGAAGACAGGGCAAAAGGGAAAGAGAGACCAAGACCCAGAGAUACACUGACAGAGAAACAGAGAGAGAGCCUCAGUGUUCCCUAACUCUGUAAAGGUAAGGGUAGCAGAGGAGACAUACAAGAGGCAGUGUGUUUAGGAGAGCCCAGGGCAUUUGGGCUGCGUUACCCCUUUAGCCCUCUAGUGGGUGCCCUCGCCCAUAUCAGGCCUGAAGGGACAUGGCCAUCUGAAAGACUCUUCUCUCUACCACCUUCCACCACUCCCUCGAUCAGUCUCUUUUUUUCAACAACGUAACUCUAAUCAAUUCUCGUUGCCAUGGAGAAGACAUACUCCCUCACAGCCCACUACGAUGAGUUCCAGGAGGUCAAGUAUGGUGGUCGCUAUAGCAGCGGCACCCUUAGCAACGGCAUGAGCCUGCACUUGGGCGGGAGCCUAGACCGAAAUAUUGGGCGUGGCCGAGGCAAAGGGGGCGGGGCCAGUGAUCGGUGUCGGGACCUGAGUGGCAUCAACAGAGGACAGGGACUUCCUCGUUGGAGCCGCAGGGAGAUCUGCCUGCUCUCUGCUCUGGUGUUUGCUGUGGGGAUGUGUGUCAUCCUGGGCAGCAUGCUGGCACUCAAAUACAUCUCCCUGGACUUCCAGCAAGAGGCGCACUGCAGACAGGACUGCCAGAAGAAACGCUCGUUAGUCCGCGCCGCACGCUUCAUCCAGGCCAACAUCGACCCCACCAUCCAGCCCUGCCAGGAUUUCUACAGCUUUGCCUGUGGUGGCUGGCUACAGCGCCAUGGCAUCCCAGAGGACAAGCUGAGCUAUGGCAUCAUCACCGCCAUCGGAGAGCACAAUGAGGAGAAGCUACAACGUCUCCUGCUGGAGCCAGUGCACCGGCACACCGUGGACUCUGCGGAACGCAAGGUGAAAGAGUUCUACCGCUCCUGUGUGAACAUCCAGGAGAUUGACAAGCUGGGGUCGGGACCCAUGACGGAGGUGAUUGACAGCUGUGGCGGGUGGGACCUGGUUGGAGUGCCCUCUGGUGGUGCAGGGUGGGAGAGCAGUACUGCACCAGCCAGACCAGACUUUAACGAGUUGCUCUAUAGGACCCAGGGGGUGUACAGCACUGCAGUCUUCUUCUCUCUGACUGUCAACGUGGACGAUAAGAACUCCUCACGCAACGCUAUCAGGAUUGAUCAGGAGGGGCUCACACUGCCUGAGAGGACUCUGUACCUGGGGCAGGAUGAGGACAGUGUGAAGAUCCUGGCGGCUUACAAGGCCCUGAUGGAGCGUCUGCUAAGCAUGCUGGGGGCUCACAAUGCCACUCAGAAGUCCAAAGAGAUCCUACAGCUGGAAACACUCCUAGCCAACAUUACUGUGUCUGAGUAUGAUGAACAGAGAAAGGACAUCAACACUAUGUACAACCGCAUCACCCUGAGACAAUUACAGCGCAUCGCUCCUAGUCUGCAUUGGAAACGUUUGUUGGACAGAAUUUUCCAUGAUAACUUCUCUGAGGAUGAAGAGAUCGUGGUGUUGGCUACUGACUACAUGGAGAAAGUCUCCGAGAUCAUCAAGACCACCUCCAAAAGGGUUCUCCAUAACUACAUGCUGUGGAGGAUUGUAGCAGCUCUCAGUGAACACCUGUCCACGGCGUUCCGGAGCACCAUCCAUGAGUUUUCCCGGGAGAUUGACGGUACGGAGCGUCAACUGGAGCUGGGGAGGCUGUGUUUCACCCAGGCCAACAAACACUUCGGCAUGGCCCUGGGAGCACUCUUCGUCCAGCAGCACUUCUCUCCUCACAGCAGGGCCAAGGUACAGGAGCUGGUAGAGGACAUAAAGCACUCACUGAACCUCCGGCUGCAAGAGCUGGACUGGAUGGAUGAGGUGACCAAGGAGGCAGCCAGGGCCAAGCUGCAGCAUAUGAUGGUGAUGACAGGCUAUCCAGACUUCCUACUCAAACCAGAGCUCAUAGACCAGGAGUAUGGGUUUGAUGUGGAUGAAAAUACCUAUUUCAAAAACAUCCUCAACAGUAUUAAUUUUAACAUCAAGAUGUCUGUCAAGAAGAUCCACAAGCAGGUGGACAAGACCGCGUGGCUCCUUCCCCCUCAGGCCCUCAAUGCCUACCAUCUCCCAAACAAGAACCAAAUGGUAUUUCCCGCUGGAAUCCUUCAGCCCACGCUGUACGACCCCGACUUUCCACAAUCUCUGAACUAUGGAGGAAUAGGAGCCAUCAUCGGUCAUGAGCUGACACAUGGAUAUGAUGACUGGGGGGGACAGUAUGAUCGCCACGGCAACCUGAAGCAGUGGUGGACGGAGGAGUCAUACAAGAAGUUUCAGAAGAAAGCAGAGUGCAUCGUCAAACUCUACGACAACUUCACCGUCUAUAACCAGAAAGUGAAUGGUCGUCUGACUCUGGGGGAGAAUAUAGCAGACAUGGGAGGCCUUAAACUGUCUUAUUUUGCAUAUCAGAAGUGGAUCAGAGAACAUGGUCCAGAAAGACCUCUCCCUGGACUCAAAUACACACAUGAACAAUUACUCUUCAUCGCCUUCGCACAGAACUGGUGUAUGAAGAGACGGUCUCAGUCCAUAUACCUGCAGCUACUGACUGACAAGCACGCACCAGAGCAUUACAGGGUGAUUGGCAGCGUGUCCCAGUUUGAUGAGUUUGCCCGAGUGUUUCACUGUCCAAAGGGUUCCCCCAUGCAUCCUGUCAAGAAGUGUUCUGUAUGGUGACCUCUGAACUCCUCCACCCACCAACAACUAGAAUUUACCUGUGACCUCAACUCUCCUCAACAAUCUGUCUGAGGUGUUCUGUUCAGAUUCACUUCCAUCUCAAUCCUGGGACUACCUUUUUCUCUUAUCAUAGAAUUUGCAAGCAAAUAAUGUCAUCACCACCAGGCAAAACCAUGAUCACUUCACUGUCUACUCAUGUACAUAUCCAGUGCUUGACUUGGGCAGGAGGUCACUGGUACCUCAAAUGUUCUACCGCUUGAGCUCCUGUUCCUCUUAUAGAAUAGUAUUAGCUCAAAGUAUUGUGGAGCUCCUGUACCCAAAAUGAGUACCAGCACCUAUUUCAAUCCAAGUCAAGCACAUCAUUUAUUUAUAUUUACUUUGUGUCAUGGGAUUACCUUUUUGGUUUUGAAUUGGCAUGUCAAUUCAUUAAUUAUUUGAAUCACUUAAACAUCAGAUGUUGACAGUAGUAAAGAGCGUUAUUAAAUCAUAUUGAAGGGAUUGGGGAUUGUACUGCCAGUAUGGACUGCAUUCACUCAGAUCAAUGUUUUGCCUGCCAUUUCUAUGAGGUAAAUAGUGGACACUGUGCUGCUGUCCAGUGGCUAGACAGAGAAGUGGUCUCCGAUGUGGAGACCUUGUUCGUCUUGACUGUUGUUGCCGCCAUUGGAAUGGUGUUACUGUGCAUUUGUACGGUUUUGAAUCCAUAGUGACCUUUUGCUCAGGAUUUGUAGCUAAGUGUCCCCAGUGGCAAAGAAUAGUGAUGGAACAUCAUGGACUAGUCUGUCUGAACCAUUAACCUCUCACACCUUAGUGUACAUCAAGGUGAACUAUGCUUCUCAAUCCACUGGAGACUACAAUCUCCCAAUGUCUCACUGUCUCACUGUCACACCCCAGAGUAUGGAUUCUUUAGCAUGACGAUUGUGUUUAAGAUAGAAGCAUGAACCUGUUGAACAACAUCAUCCAUCCUAUUGGACUCUGAGCC